Messenger RNA from Gastrolobium bilobum, 1790 nucleotides. RefSeq names its product cysteine synthase-like. Gene Ontology annotation, cellular component: cytoplasm. Gene Ontology annotation, molecular function: cysteine synthase activity. Bases 290 to 1267 code for a protein of 325 amino acids. The record is from RefSeq and is a predicted model, not a curated record. Lineage: Eukaryota; Viridiplantae; Streptophyta; Magnoliopsida; Fabales; Fabaceae. The transcript is spliced from 11 exons.
CCACCUGGGAUUAGAGCAUGUUCAAUCUUCUCCGAUAACAUAUUUGAGUGGAUUUAAAUUUUUUAUUCAAAAUCCGCCACGAAUCGGAUUGUUGGGCAAACAUAAAUCGAUUGGAAUAUUAAAAAAAUAAAACUUUUUCAGCGUUUUCUUUACAAUAUAUAAGACUGUGAGGGGGUGCUAAAGAAAAUUGAUUAUCGUCAUUUUCUUCGUAGAUCGUCGUUAUCAGCUGUGCUUGUCUCAGUGGCUACUUAAUAUCGUCAUUCCUGAAGCUUUUUAGUCAGCUGAUAUUAUGGCGGUCGAAAAGUCUGGAAUCGCCAAAGAUAUUACAGAAUUGAUUGGCAAAACGCCAUUAGUAUAUCUAAAUAAACUUGUGGAUGGCUGUGUUGCCCGAGUCGCCGCCAAAUUGGAAUUAAUGGAGCCAUGCUCUAGUGUAAAAGACAGGAUUGGCUAUAGUAUGAUUGCUGAUGCAGAAGAGAAGGGACUUAUCACACCUGGAAAGAGUGUCCUUAUUGAACCAACAAGUGGUAAUACUGGCAUUGGAUUAGCCUUCAUGGCAGCAGCCAAGGGUUACAAGCUCAUAAUUACAAUGCCUGCUUCAAUGAGUCUCGAAAGAAGAAUUAUUCUAUUAGCUUUUGGAGCUGAGUUGGUUUUGACAGACCCUGCAAAGGGAAUGAAAGGAGCUGUUCAGAAAGCAGAAGAGAUAUUGGCUAAGACACCCAAUGCCUACAUCCUUCAGCAAUUUGAAAACCCUGCCAAUCCCAAGAUACAUUAUGAAACCACUGGUCCAGAGAUAUGGAAAGGCUCUGAAGGGAAAGUUGAUGCACUUGUUUCUGGGAUAGGUACUGGUGGUACCAUAACAGGUGCAGGUAAAUAUCUUAAAGAGCAGAAUUCCAACAUAAAGCUGUUUGGUGUGGAACCAGUUGAAAGUCCAGUGCUCUCAGGCGGAAAGCCUGGUCCACACAAGAUUCAAGGGAUUGGUGCUGGUUUUGUCCCUGGUGUCUUGGAAGUCAAUCUUGUUGAUGAAGUCGUUCAAAUAUCAAGUGACGAAGCGAUUGAAACUGCGAAACUUCUUGCCCUCAAAGAAGGCCUAUUUGUGGGAAUAUCUUCUGGAGCUGCAGCUGCUGCCGCCAUUAAGAUAGCAAAAAGACCAGAAAAUGCUGGAAAGCUUAUUAUUGUUGUUUUUCCAAGCUUUGGCGAGAGGUACCUGUCCUCUGUGCUAUUCGAGUCGGUCAGACGGGAAGCUGAAAGCAUGACUUUCGAGUCCUGAAUUCCUGUUUUAAGGCUUUUAAGCUGCUUUACUUCCGAUUUUUCAAGUUGUGAAUUUUAAUAGGCUUAACCGCUUAACUAUUGGCUGUCAAAAUACUCUCUGUGAUUCUGAAAUAAAACUUGCUUCAAAAGAAAGAUGGAAUAAAGUUGGCAGUCGAGGAUAUAUAGUGUCUGCUGUCUAGAAACGUUAGGUAAAAUAUGCAUGAAAGAAAUAUACAGGUUCUUCAUAAUUCUACAGCCAAAAUGUGAUUAGAAUUGUAUUCUACAUACACCAAUGUCCCCAUCAACCCUUUGAUGCGGAAAUUUUACAAAUUCACGAGGAACCCAGCUACCAAUGAAAAAAACAUAGUAUAAUAGCAUAACGGCAUAACUCUAGCAGCAUGGGGGAUAUAGACUAACAUUUUAAUGCCGAACGCAUUUUGAAAGGAACACUUUGCUACUAACAUUUUAGUUUGGGAUCACUUCAAAAUUUGAUUUGUAGAUCAUGCACUUCACAAAUGAAUUGAACGAGUGACAUCACCACC